AUGAGCGAAAAGAACCCCCUCGGAAACGAUUGGGCCCAGCCGCGGCCCAAAUCUCGCAUCAGCAAAUGGAAGGUGUUUGGCGCAGGCGCGCUCACAGUCGCUGCUUUGCAUUGGUUCACCCCUCGCAUGUCAAUGCACUGCCCACAUAAUCAUCAUCCCCACAGUCAGCAUAUGACAUAUGCUGGUGAGAACAUCGAAUGGAAGCCAUGUGGAGAGAUCAGCAACCGUCCUCUCGAGUGCAGCGACAUUGACGUGCCGAUGGAUCAGUUCAAUCCUCACGCUAGCAACAAGACCUUCAACAUAGCAAUCGCCAGACUGCGCGGCAAGGACGGAAGCCCCAAUCUGCUUCUUAACCCUGGUGGACCUGGCGGCAGCGGCUUUGAGUUCCUUCAUAGGAGGGGAGAGCUACUUACCACUAUCGUUGGUGACGGUAUUCAUCUCCUCACCUUUGAUCCUCGCGGUAUCAACUCAUCAACUCCGCUGGCGUCAUGCUAUCCCACCAAAGAGGCGCGUCAAGAACUCGGGCCUGUUCAUGAUCUGGACAUGUCCAAGGAUGGCCCCGAAGUAUUCGCCUGGGCACACAACUAUGUCAGGGCUUGUGAGGACACGAUGGGUGAGCAUGGAAAGUACAUCAACACUCCUCAAACCGCUGCCGAUAUGAACAGCAUUCUGGAUGCUGUUGGACAAAAGGAUAUGUACUACUGGGGUUUCAGCUACGGAACUCUCUUAGGCCAAACAUACGCCACUCUGUUUCCCGAGCGAUCUCACCGAGUCAUCAUUGAUGGAGUGGUCAACCAAUUCCUCUGGUACAAGGCCCGUCUCGACGAGGAGGAUCUUGUCGACACUGAGAACGUUUUCGACGGACUACUCAAGGAGUGCUUCAAGUCUGGGGAUGCCUGUCCAUUGUUUUCACUGGCAGAUUCUUGGCAAGGCCUCAAGAAGAAGUUUGUCUCUUUCGUCGGCGAUCUGAAGGAGCAGCCGAUGAAUGUAUACGUCAACAACAGCGUGUACGGUCUGCUAGAUUACCAAAAGAUCUGGUAUGGAGCGCUGUUUCCAGUUCUCUACAAGCCUGAGAGGUGGUACAUGUUUGCCGAAAAGAUGGAACAACUUCUGCGUGGUAACGCGACACCAGCUUUGAUGGAAUACGGACUUGACGGACAAGGCAACAGCGAUGCUCUCUACACCAUUUCGUUGAACGAUGGACUAGCAGGUCCUGAGCACUGGCCGCAAGAUCUCGACUCCCUUCUCGAGAUUGUCACGCCUACCUUUAACCGCAGCGUCUUUGCCCCAGACGAUCUGGUCUACCUCUUUGCCAAACAACAAUGGCGCAUUCCCAAGACGCACAACUACGUCCCGCGCAAUGGUGUGCAGACUGCCCAUCCUCUCCUCAUCUUGACAACAUCUUAUGAUCCCGUGUGUCCUAUCGUCUCAGCCCGAAGCGCCCUUGCCGCAUUCGAAGACUCGCGCCUUGUCGAGGUCAAGGGCUACGGACACUGCUCUGUCGCGGCUCCAUCGCUUUGCCUCGCCAAGCACGUUCGAGGAUUCCUCUACAAUGGAACUCUGCCUUCUGCAAACGAGACGCAGUGUGAGGUUGAUGGGCCGUACUUUAAGCCAAACGGAUCAGCCAGUGUGCUGACCUUUGAGAAUGCUGAAGACGAGGCGAUUCAUCUCGCGCAGGUUGAGUUGGCGCGAGAUGCUGAUUGGCCUCGACCAGCCCGACUGUGA
Fusarium pseudograminearum CS3096 is the source of this 1725-nucleotide messenger RNA. RefSeq lists its product as uncharacterized. The record is from RefSeq and is a predicted model, not a curated record. NCBI's taxonomy places the organism in Eukaryota, Fungi, Ascomycota, Sordariomycetes, Hypocreales, Nectriaceae. The transcript has a single exon. The coding region runs from base 1 to 1725 and encodes 574 amino acids.